Messenger RNA from Cyphellophora europaea CBS 101466, 2736 nucleotides. RefSeq lists its product as uncharacterized. The transcript has 2 exons. Gene Ontology annotation, biological process: protein autophosphorylation; phosphorelay signal transduction system. The record is from RefSeq and is a predicted model, not a curated record. The coding region runs from base 1 to 2736 and encodes 911 amino acids. Gene Ontology annotation, molecular function: phosphorelay sensor kinase activity; histidine phosphotransfer kinase activity. NCBI's taxonomy places the organism in Eukaryota, Fungi, Ascomycota, Eurotiomycetes, Chaetothyriales, Cyphellophoraceae.
AUGGCAAACCACGAUCCAGACCCCAAAGCACCGCCUAUAGAGCGCACCUCACUAUGUCUUUCAAGUAUCCAGCCGGGCAUGUCCAUUCACGCCGGGGAUCCCGGCUUUCGCGAGACCCUCCAGAGCAUCUCUGCGACUCCAGAAAGUGAUGCGACCGAAAGGCUCGUCGAACUGAAAGCCCAGUUGAAGGCAGCAAAAACAGAAACAUUCUGGACCAAAUUGAUGGAGGGGUUGACCAGCAUCACCCAGGCACAAUACGGCUUCGUUGCCAAGCGCAUACUCGUCGAUGACCAUGAUGCAGCAGUAGAGAUGCCACCGAUUGGGGAGCCGGGUUCAUGCUUAUUGGGCGUUGCCUUCUACUAUAACGACGGCGGCGGCAAGGUUGGCAUGCAUCACGAUUACAAGUACACUGCAUGGGGCUCGCCGUGUGCCCAUAUGAAGCACGACAAGGUCUUCAUUGUCCCUGAACGCAUGUCAGAGUUCAUCACCGCCAAUCCAAACAAUCUGCCUCUCACGGCCGAAGGCUACAUCGGCGUUCCUCUGUUCUUUGACGGUAAAUGCUUUGCGCACUUUGGCCUGAUGUGGACUCAGGAUGGUCUUGAUCAAAAGAAGAUCUCGUGGAGUUAUCUGGAAAUGCUCCUACAUGCGUUGGAAGACAUAAUAGUCGACCGUCUACUAUCCGGUCAAAGCUUCGCAAAGCAGAAGCCUCCGCAGACCCUGACUCCCCCAGAACCGAGCACGGUCGUUCCGCAAGAAGCCAUUACUGCGCAGCAGUCCCUGAAACCCUACGCCAAGAGCCUCUCACAUGAAUUACGAACUCCAAUGCACGGUGUAGUCGGAAUGCUCGAUAUCAUGCAUGCUUCUGUACAAGAGCAGGUUGAGGGCCAACUGAACCCUAGACUACGCACGGUCUUCCGGUCGUUACGAGACAAUAUCGAGGUCGUUCAGGAUAGCGCCAAACGUGCUGUUGAGGCAGCCGACAACGUGGUUCACGCCUAUGAUAUGAACAUGCAAAUUCCUGAUACCCCCAUGCAGGAUAACGAGUCGCCCGCCAUCACUCAUGGCAACGGCAACUAUUUCGAUUACAAGCCUGCAAGGGUGAUCGAGGGAAACAACAUACCUUUCAACAACCACAAGAGGAGGCGGUCAACGGAGGGAAGUUGGCAGUUCGGUCCACCAAGUAAAGUCCGCCAGGUCGAGGCUGUACCCGGGGAUGUCUCACCACACAGCAAUAGCCCGCCUUCCACCUCGCCUGCCUUUCCCACGCGCCGAUUCUCCCCUUCCCUUCGCACGCCAGACUCCCUUGCUCCGCCACUACAGACUGAAACAUCUGUCACCCCAUCCAUACCGGGUAGCGACAGUGAAGCGUUGCCAACGCCCGGGCUUCGGCAGACUUCGAUUCGUCAGCUCUUGCCGAUCGUGAUCAACGACGCUCUCCGCGUUGGUGGUCGACCUGACUCGGCAAUCAGCGAGCCGACAGAUCUUGGCGAGAAAAUCGAGGUGCGGUCACGUUCUUCAAAUGGCGACGUCUCCCAGAAGUUGAUCGAAUGGAUCGUCGACGCCGACGUGCCCGAGUCUUUCUUGGUAGACGAGCGAGACCUUGCGAAGCUGAUCUACGAAGUAUUCUUGAAUGCGUUCAAAUUCACAGAUCAGGGAAAAGUCGAAAUAACCGUGAAGCUGUCCAGCAAUCAGAGAUAUCUUGUGACCAAGGUUCGUGAUCAGGGAGAUGGUAUCCCGGUCGAUUUUCAGCCCAAGCUAUUCAAACCCUUCUCACGAGAGGACAACUCAACGACCAGGUCGAAAGAGGGAUUGGGUCUAGGCCUUAUGGUAGCCAGAGGUCUGGCUCGGCGGUUAGGCGGCGACGUCAGCCUUGUUCGAUCGGAGCUAUCUGGACCGCACCAGGGCUCUGAUUUCGAGAUUCGGGUACCAUUGGAGCCCGGCAUGUCGACCAGUCGCAGCGCGACUCCAAUGUCUUACACACCCAAUCCUUCGAAGAACGGUGUUCGAGGGACGACAAGCUUGACACCGAAAUCAUCGACAUCGAUCUUCACUCUGAAUACUGCCAGUAGGAAAUCUCAGCAACAGAAUUCUUCCUCGCCUCCACAGCCGAGAAGGUUUGGAAAAGAAAAUACUCUAUCAGAAUCAUGCAAGCCAGCCGACCGGACGAAGAGGCCCUCACCCGCCGUUCUCAAGGACGGCUAUGACAGAGGUCUAGCCUCUCGACAUCCUCUCACCUUCUUAGUCGCAGAAGACAACAAAAUCAAUCGCAAGCUCCUUGUCAACAUGCUCAGCAAGCUUGGCUACAAGGACGUCUACGAGGCUUUUGAUGGCAGGGAGGCCGUUCGGGUCAUGCACGAGAUUCGCCAAACACAGCGACUCAAUGACAAGCGACGUGGCUCGGAGAUCGGCAAGACCAGAUCCAAGGAGCGAGCCGAGAAACCUCUGGUCAAGAAGCCGGUCGAUGUGGUCCUGAUGGACCUCUGGAUGCCAGAAAUGGAUGGCUAUCAGGCAGCCGAGGAGAUCCUCAGGAUGUACGGCGUGUCUGGCCAUGUCAACGGGUCACGGAAAUCCAUGUUGAGUCCCGAAUUGGCUCCGCCAACAAUUCUCGCCGUGUCUGCCGAUGUCACCGAACAGGCUAUUGAGAGAGCCACAAGAAUGGGCAUGGAAGGUUUCAUGACAAAGCCAUACCGUAUCAGAGACUUGGAAAAGCUCAUUUUGCAGUUUUGUGUGCGAUGA